Gekko japonicus is the source of this 1563-nucleotide messenger RNA. It is a transcript of the gene SNAI1, whose product is annotated as snail family zinc finger 1. The record is from RefSeq and is a predicted model, not a curated record. Gene Ontology annotation, molecular function: DNA-binding transcription factor activity, RNA polymerase II-specific; RNA polymerase II cis-regulatory region sequence-specific DNA binding. Bases 115 to 897 code for a protein of 260 amino acids. Gene Ontology annotation, biological process: regulation of DNA-templated transcription. The transcript is spliced from 3 exons. Lineage: Eukaryota; Metazoa; Chordata; Lepidosauria; Squamata; Gekkonidae.
AGCGAGCGGGGAGAGUUUUCCACGCACAAGUUCGCCCUCGCCCGCCGCUUGGCUCGGAGCCGCGCCGCCAGCCCCCCCGUCUUCCCGCCCCGGCGCCAGAGCCCGCCAAGCAGGAUGCCGCGCUCCUUCCUCGUCAAGAAGCAUUUCUCCGCCAGCAAGAAGCCCAACUACAGCGAGCUGGAGAGCCAGACCGUGAUCAUCUCCCCAUUUUUAUAUGAGAAGUACUCCCUGUCUGUCCCCCAGCCAGAACUUCUGAGUGCCGCCCCCUAUUACCCUCCGCUUGUAUGGGACACGGGCCUGCUCUCCAAUUUCUUCGCUUCUUCGGAGCAGGAGUACCAGAAGACCCCCGCGUCUCCCCCCAGCCCUGACUCCAAGCCUCUGGACCUGACCUCCCUGUCCAGCGAAGAAGAGGAUGGCAAGACCACCUCCGACCCGCCCAGCCCGGUCUCCUCUGCCACCGAGGCCGAGAAAUUCCACUGCAGCCAGUGCAGCAAAUCCUACUCGACCUUUGCCGGCCUUUCUAAGCACAGACAGUUGCACUGUGACUCCCAGGCCAGGAAAUCUUUCAGCUGCAAGUACUGUGAGAAGGAAUACGUCAGCCUGGGAGCGCUCAAGAUGCACAUCCGAAGCCAUACCCUGCCUUGCGUCUGCAAGAUCUGUGGCAAGGCUUUCUCCAGGCCGUGGUUGCUGCAGGGCCACAUCAGAACGCACACUGGUGAGAAACCUUUCUCCUGCACACACUGCAACAGAGCUUUUGCCGACCGGUCAAACCUCCGCGCUCACCUGCAGACCCAUUCUGACGUGAAGAAGUACCAGUGCAAAACCUGCUCCCGGACUUUCUCCCGCAUGUCGCUUCUCCACAAACACGAAGAGACGGGCUGCACUGGAACCCGCUAAGAACUUGCCAAAGGCCAUGGACUCCUCCAUGCUCAUCCAUGUAUUGUAACUAGUUUCUGUAGAACUGUAGUUUUCUGUUCAGCUGCCGGGGCAGUGUUCUCAGACUGUUGUUCCCAGCUGCUGCAAGCCUUAAAGAAACACCUCUUAGAUCUUUGUCCUCCAGGUAGUUUUGUUUUUGAAGCCCUUUUCCCCUGGUGGUGGCAGAAUGCUUCUUGCCUAGGGUAAAGGUGGCAUCACACUGCAGGUGUUGCCAAAAGGAGAGCACGCCAAUGUUUUGUAUGAAUUGAACUCUCUGGACCUGCAAUAAACAAGCAAACCUCUGCUGGGUCAGCAUUGAGGAUCCAUCGAGUCUACUCUGGCAUUUCUUCUUCAAAAGGGGGCCGGGCAGGUGCCUCUGGGUGCUCACGAGCAAAACAUGCCAGUGAUGCACAUCUCUGUUUCUCCCCAGCAUCUGGUAUUCUGGGGUAUGUUGUCUCUGAACAUGGAGGCACCAUUUGACUCUCAGCCUCUGAGCAUCCUAUCCUCCGUGCGUUACCAAACCUGCCUUUUAAAAAGCCAUUGAGGUGAACAUCUGUCUUCUGUCCUGUUCUUGAUUUACAAGUGUAGGAAUGACUUUAGGUGCUCAGCACCUGGCAGGAUUGAGCCUUGCACCUGGCUGUCCUGAAA